UUACAGAAGUACAUUUACAGCAAAGUCUAGCAAGAAGUUAAUUGUAUGUUUUGAAUUUUUUCUAUUUUAACCUUCUCGAAAUGGCUGAUGAGGACGUUGCUGCUUUGGUUGUGGACAAUGGCUCUGGUAUGUGCAAAGCUGGGUUUGCUGGAGACGAUGCUCCCCGAGCUGUUUUCCCUUCCAUCGUUGGUCGCCCAAGACAUCAAGGUGUGAUGGUCGGUAUGGGACAGAAAGACUCGUACGUCGGCGAUGAAGCCCAGAGCAAAAGAGGUAUUCUUACCUUGAAAUACCCCAUUGAACACGGAAUUGUGACCAACUGGGACGAUAUGGAAAAGAUCUGGCAUCACACCUUUUACAACGAACUCAGGGUUGCGCCCGAGGAACACCCAGUGUUGUUGACUGAGGCCCCAUUGAACCCAAAAGCCAACAGAGAAAAGAUGACUCAGAUUAUGUUUGAGACUUUCAACUCACCAGCCAUGUACGUUGCCAUCCAAGCUGUACUUUCGCUGUACGCUUCCGGUCGUACAACUGGCAUCGUUUUUGACAGCGGCGAUGGUGUUAGCCACACUGUACCAAUCUAUGAAGGAUAUGCUCUUCCCCAUGCGAUCCUUCGUCUCGACUUGGCCGGCAGGGACUUUACCGACUACUUGAUGAAGAUCCUGACGGAGCGUGGUUACUCUUUCACCACAACCGCCGAGCGUGAAAUCGUGCGUGACAUCAAGGAAAAGCUCAACUAUGUCGCCCUUGACUUCGAACAAGAAAUGCAGACCGCUGCCUCAAGCUCUAGCUUGGAGAAGAGCUAUGAACUCCCUGAUGGACAGGUUAUCACCAUCGGAAACGAGAGAUUCCGUGCUCCAGAGGCUAUGUUCCAGCCAUCAUUCCUUGGAAUGGAAUCUGCUGGUAUCCACGAGACCACUUACAACUCCAUCAUGAAGUGUGAUGUUGACAUCCGUAAGGACUUGUACGCCAACACUGUGCUGUCUGGUGGCUCCACCAUGUUCCCAGGAAUUGCUGACAGGAUGCAGAAAGAAAUCACUGCCCUGGCUCCACCCACAAUGAAGAUUAAGAUCAUUGCUCCUCCGGAGCGUAAGUACUCUGUAUGGAUCGGAGGAUCCAUCUUGGCCUCUGUGUCCACCUUCCAACAGAUGUGGAUCUCGAAACAGGAAUAUGAUGAAUCUGGCCCAUCCAUCGUUCACCGCAAAUGCUUCUAAGCUAACCGAUGGCUUCAGAAGAACUGAUUUUGUGGAAACAAUUUGAGGAUAACGCUCUCAACUGACUUUGCGCCCACUCCAAAAAGACUUGAAAAGAUUAUUUUCAAGAAAACGUUUGACUAUUGUGAUAUGAAUCGUUGAUAGUUUUAUAAAAGAUGUGAAAAUAAACGUUGAAAAUUAGCAGCAAUACGACUUCAUUACUCUCUGUAGAGUUGAUUUUUUUCUUCCCAUCGAGUUUGAAGCUAAAUUAAGAAUAAAGGUUGAAAAUAGGCAGCCAAUACGACUUCAUCAUUGCCUGUUAAGUUGAAUUUUUUUUUCCAUCGAGUUGGAAGCAAAAUUAAAAUUUUUGGAGAAAUUC
Stylophora pistillata is the source of this 1569-nucleotide messenger RNA. RefSeq names its product actin, cytoplasmic-like. NCBI's taxonomy places the organism in Eukaryota, Metazoa, Cnidaria, Anthozoa, Scleractinia, Pocilloporidae. The record is from RefSeq and is a predicted model, not a curated record.